Molecule: messenger RNA, 8324 nt
Organism: Ochlerotatus camptorhynchus
Lineage: Eukaryota; Metazoa; Arthropoda; Insecta; Diptera; Culicidae
Gene: Dab
Product: DAB adaptor protein
Exons: 8
Coding region: 792-7061 (2089 amino acids)
Cellular component (GO): cytoplasm
Source: RefSeq, a predicted model, not a curated record
UCAUUGAUUGAGUGUUGAACCCAAAACUGGCUGAUAUAGAGUGUCAACAUAGUAUACCGAACAGCCAACUAAAUCUUUUAUAUCGCGAUGAGGUUGUCGGCUGCCGUUCAAUCAACAGAACUGAACUGAAAUAGUAAUUUCGAAGCGAGGUAGACCUAAUUUGUUAGUGAAGAAUAGUGAUUUUUGAAUGACCGAUUCAAAGCUAUGUCAAAUUAUACCUAGCAUCGAUGAGGCAUUUAACCUCUGCCUCGUCUCCGGUUUGGGCAGUUGUGCUCUAUUACGGCAGUGAGAAGUUCAUUGAAUUUUUGGAACUGUGGAAUUUUUUUCGAGCGUAUCAAAAUCACUCAGAUAUUCCUGGUAUUACCAUCAUCAGCAAGCAGUCGUAAUGUCAAGCAAUCGAGAAGAAUGGAAAUGGGUUAUGGAGAUGCAUUAUGAAUCAUUUAGCAGGUCGACGUUGCUGCUUAAGUGCGAUAUUCUGUUCAAUCAGGCGCAGCUCUGAAGAACCAAGACUACGACGCCACACUAUACAGCUGUUCUUUGCGACGCUACUGUGUCGAGUGCGGACUGUUCACUAGUGGUAAAGAGCAGAGUCACAGAAAAUCUCGAUUAACUGAGGGAAGAAAACAAUUUGCUGUGAGAAAUCAUCAUCUUGGUAAAAUUGUCUCAAUUGUACUGGAUUGAAAGAAAUACGCAAAUCGAGAUUCGUUGAUCGCACAAAGAUUCUGAUUCACUGUGAUUUCACAUCGUACUAGAUAUUAUUAAGGAAUUCAGUCGAAAACAAGUUCAUCACGAUGAUGUUGAGAACCAAUCUGCAAGAUCGAAAGUCGAACACAAAUCGGAACGAACCCGGACGGUUCUUCGGCGAUGGAGUGAGCUUCAAGGCCAAACUGAUUGGCAUCCUGGAGGUCGGAGAGGCCAGAGGAGAUCGUAUGUGCCAGGAAGCACUGCAAGAUCUCAAAAUGGCCAUCCGAGCUGCCGGAGAGCACAAGCAGAGAAUCACGAUACACGUUACUAUCGAUGGAUUGCGAUUGAGAGACGAGAAAACAGGGGACUCUCUCUAUCACCAUCCAGUGCAUAAGAUAUCGUUUAUCGCGCAGGACAUGACGGAUUCGCGUGCAUUUGGCUAUAUUUUUGGAUCGCCCGACAGUGGGCAUCGCUUUUUCGGCAUCAAAACCGACAAAGCCGCCAGUCAGGUAGUGCUGGCCAUGCGAGACCUGUUCCAGGUCGUGUUCGAGUUGAAGAAGAAGGAAAUCGAACUGGCACGGCAACACAUCCAAAGCAAAAUAACUGCCCACGAGCAUCACGCCGUUGCAAUGGCCGUCAAGAGUUCCGAUGGGUAUGGUAAGACUUUACCAAGCGAUGGAGCUUCCAGUUCGUUGACCAGUUCUAGUCUAGGUGGUGGUGCUAGUGGUACCAACAGCUUGAAAACAACGACUAAGAACGAAAAGUCCCCGGAAUCCGUAGCCGACCUGGUGGAUUUGGAACAGGAACUCAGCUCGAUUCAACGUGGCAUCACGCAAAUGGAGCGGAUAACACCGAGCGAAGUCCCCUCGAAAAGUGUCAUCGAUGACGAUCCAUUUGGAGAUUCAUUCACAAACAUUCCACCGGCGUACAAUCUACUACCCCCUCCUGAAUCCAGCAAACGCCAUCAAAAGCAAACCCAUAGAUCAACGGAAAAUCUUCCUGCAACCGAGACCAGUUCGGCCGUACCAUCGUCAUCACCACCCGCACCCCCGACGUCUUCGACUCCGGCACCCCAAAAUGUAACGUUACCACCUCCACCCAGCAGUUCUACCCCGGGGCCAGUUAGCUCAGCGAUAUCAUCUAGCAACUCGAAUCAAAAUGAUGAUUGGCUCAACUCACCACCCAACACUUCACGAUUCGAUCCGGAUCCGGUAAAAUACUCAGACGAGUUCCUCAACGAAGAUGGAUUCAAGCAGCCGUAUUCAACCACACCACAGCCAUCCUCCUACACGGACGCAUUCACCGACCUGGAUCCGCUAGGAACGGGAAAGAUCAAACCGUACAUUGAUAAGAAAUAUUUCUUCCAAGAGUUGAAGAAUCCACCCAAGAAGGUGCUAAAGGACCUCUCGGGAAAGGACAGCUCGUUCAAUGCCAACUUUUCCUCAGAAGACCAACGCCAGUCACCACAAACACUUCCAAACAGCACAAACGCUGCCGCUGCCGAAAUGUUCAAGCCCACAUUCGAUGACGGUGCACCUGGAGUGAAUGAACAAGCUAACGCGGAAUUUUCGGAUCCCUUCGAUAACAAAUCCGUAGAUCCUUUCAUGGAAGACGAUGACUUCUCCAAACUUCACAUCGAUCCAUUUGAAAUGAAGUUCUCGAGAAAUGCAUCCCCUAGGCAAAUCGAAAGGAAAAGUGGCGACGAGAGCUCGGUUCGACCUGCAGCUAAAUCCGACGAGAGUAAAUCUGACGAAAGCCCAGUAGCAUACAAUGGACCUCUUCAAGUCAACCUUCCUCCGGAGAGCUGGGCAAACUACAUAAGCCAGAAGCGUUUGGAACGGCAAAAUUCUGAUUCAAUUUCGUCCGGACCGGGAGUUAUCAGCGUAGCACGAAAUCGUCCAAAUGUGUUCAAACAGAACACCGUAGAUGUUAUUUCCAGCAUCAGCAGUAACUCGAAAAAGAUGAAGCCAAAUCUUUUCGGGCAGAAGUUCUCCAAAAGAGAUUCGAAUAGCAUAAACAUGCGCCGCCUGCAGGAAAGUGAUUCCCUUAGCGAGAACGAAACGGCUCCAGAACCUCCUCCUCGCCCGGACUCCGGAUCACACAUUGAACCACCUCCGCUGCCUCCAAAGAAACAGUUUGCUGAUAUUGUGAUAAGACCCUCCCCUCGAUCCGGUCCGACAGCGACGUCGACUUCCGGAGGAUCGACCAAGGAACGUUACGAUUACGUCGCAUCUAAAUUCGAGUCAAAGAAUCAAUCUGUCAACGAUGCACCCCCCUUGCCAUUGCCCUCACGGAAAGUCAACCGCAGUGAUGGUUCUUCCCCAGGACGCCCGUUCAAGAAGCUAACCGACGAAGACGAUUAUCUGCAACCAAUACCGGCAAAAUCCGAAAUUCCGACUUUGCUACCUCCACCACAACGCAAGGAUGCUUCAAAAACACGCGCUGCCCGCAAAUCGGAAACCGAUCCACGCAAUUUAGACGAGCCAACCCCUCCGGCUCAAUCGAAAUCACCCACUGUGAGGGACAAAGAAUCAUUCUUGCCUAACAUCACACUCAGUCAAUUAUUAACGCUAGGUAUUGAUGAACUAGCCACCAAGCUGAACGUUCCAGUUAGCAAGCUAAGCACAAUGACUCUAGUGGAACUAACUUCCUAUCUCUCCGAAUUCAUUGAGAACAGUAAAACGUCAUCUUCUUCGGCAACAUCAUGGAAUCAGGAAGCGGAGAACAACGACUCGCCGGUAUUCAAGGUUAAUUUCGACGAUAAUAACGAUGCCACGUUUGUAGCCAAGUUUGACGAUAAUUUUGGCGAGGACAAUACUUUCGUAGCAAACUUUGACAAUCUGAACCUUCAACCUGCGCAGUCAACGGCACACUCAGCUGCAGUACCUAACGCUCCAUCUAUAGACAAAUACGCCGUUUUCCGGGAGAUUAUCGAGCAAGAGAUUGGUCCAGCUCAGGAACCUCAGAAGACUGAACCGGAGAAAACGGGUCCGGAUUUGUCUUCCCUUGACUUCGAUAGGGAAGUAGCUUCCGAGAUGAACCGACUGUCGCCGAACAUAACGGGCGACCAAUUCUCGAAGUCACCUUCACAAUCGCAAAGUUUCCUCCCAGCAAACAGCCCCGUGCCACCAGUGCCGAUGACGAAAAUCGACACCAAGAUUACUCAAGUUAUUUCACAAGCCAAAGAUCGCUACGCUGCUCUAAGAGAUAUCAUUCUAGUUGAGGAUUUGUUCGAGAAACCAACGCCUCCGCCACAUCAUAGUUCAAGUGCACCAAUAGCCCGAAUGGAAUCAUCCUCUUUUGAAGAUCAGAACACGGAAGACGAGCAUAGAUUCGAAGCGAACUUUGAUGAUAUGCCUCAGAUCGAAAGCCAUUCGCCAGAGAUUAACAUUUCAGACGCAGACAUAAACGACGAGUAUCCGCAUCCAGCGGAACCGCUCGCUCCAUCCUCGUUAGAAGGUCUUGAGCCACCGGAGUCUCAUAAUCUUAGCUUCCGUAGCACUCCCAAGGAAGACUUGGAAAUAAACGCUUUCAUGCACAAAGCCGUAUCCAAUUUGUCUCUUCACAGCGCAGGGCAGCUAUCGCCAGCACCUGGUGGUUUAACGGUAAAAUCUCCACAACUUCAAAACACAUCAACCUCACCUAGUCGACCACCCAUAGCAGCGGCCGGAAUGGAUGGCAGUUUACCGCCGCAAACCACAUCGAUCGAAAAUCUAAGCAAAGCUACAUUGAACGAUAUGAGCACUUCACCGAUCCCCCUGUCCAAAUCAACGAUGAUCAGAAAGGGUUCGACCGGGAAGUCAUCGUCGUCACCAAUGGUAAAGUCUCCCAUGGAUUACGCUGACGAUACUACUGUUGCCGGUGAAGUAAAUAAGCGUGCCGACUCCUUGCAGAAACCCUCAUCCGGAUCGCUUAGUGAUGGCGAAGAAACCUCACCAGAAGCGGAACGAAAUCAUGAUCUCAAAGCUUCAAAACUAACUCCGACCAACGCCAACGAAUCGUGGGCAGUAUUCGAUCAACCAGAACAUCAUCCGGCGCACAAGAAAGUGGAAGGUGGGCGUCUUCAUAAGGGAAUGGACAAGCCCGGUCCUGAGUCACCCUGCUCUUCGGAUCCCAAGGAUGAAUGGAAGAACGAACGUGAGUACGCUCGACGUUGGCCAACCAAAGGACAUACUUCGUCAUCAUCGCGAGAUGUCUCGCCUUGGGAUGAAGAUGGGCCUGAAUACCGGAAACGUCCACCAAGUCAACAUCAUCCGCCGACUUCGGGCGAGCGGUACCAUCAUCCGAGGAUGCCACCGCGGCGAAUCAACUCCAACGACGAGGAUUACGAGGAUGAUAUGAAGGAUCGUAGCGAACGACGGCGACGAACGAAGGGUCAGCAGAUAAGCUCGAGAAGCCGGGAUAACUUCGAAGAUGAACAUUGGUAUCAUGAGCAUCAGAGUUGGUCACCGACGGAGGAAGACGAACGGCCGGAUCGAUCUAGGUCGUUCGAUAGGAAUGCCUAUGAGAGGAGUACGUAUGGCCCACCCUACGAGAAGCGAGAGCCGAAGAGUUUGCCACCGUACGAUAGGAGGGAUUAUAAAAACUACGAUAAGAGGAAGUAUUACAGGGAGAGAGGUAGGCCGAACUACGAUUAUGACCACUACGGGGAAGGGUACGAUCAGCGAAUGAUGAAGGGUAGAAUGGAUUACGAGGAUGUUUACGAAAGAGGACCGAGAGAUUCGAGGGCGGCUAGGGAAUACUUCUAUGAGAGGGAUAGGAAAAGUUUUGAUCGUGAUAGUAAUGAGUCUUAUGAGAGGAGAAGUUUCGGAAGUGGAGAUAUCUAUGGUAGUCUGGAUAGCCGAGGAGACUAUCGGGACAGGGACCGCUAUCUGUCGCUGGAUAAGUCACGUCCGUUGAGGCGUGGGAUGAGGAAUGCUGGUAGUGCAAGACUGGACGAUCCGGAUCAGGACUCGGAAGGUGAAACGGUAGGUGGAAGGCGUGCGGAUACGAAUAGUUUGCAUCGUUCUAGUCAGAAUAUACGCGGUAAACAGCACCAGGUGGUUGACGAUGAAGUCUGGGGUGUAUCGAUGGGUGGGAAACUGGCUUGGAAGAGGCCGUCGAGUGCAUCCGAGCAAGAACGACGGUAUAAUGAAAGUAGAAGAAUGAUGACUAAUACGACGUUGCCUGGAUCCGAUGGGGAGAAAGAUCGUCGGUUCCGGAAAAAGAAUAGAACUCGUUCAAAGGAACCGGACAUCAGACCUGGAUAUGCUACGAUGCGAUAUCCACCACGGUCCAAAGAAGAUUACCUUGAAUUCGAAUUUGAACCAAGAGCACCCGGCAGCGGAGGUGGCAUGUAUGAUAACGAUGAGGAAGAGGAGAUAGGAAGCGGUAAGAUGAUGGAGGAAAGCGUGGCUGAGAGUCCAUCGUACUACGGAAGGCGACAACCACCACCUCCCUAUUACAAACCGGCUACCCCGCGAAUCGAAGGCCGAAGCCUCAAUGACACUCUCAUAGCACAAGAAGCCAAGAAGAUGGCACGGUAUGAAUAUGAGGAAGAGGCAAUGCGAAGAAUGAAGAAGAGCAACAGUAGAGAUUUAUACUUUGAGGGGGAAGACAAGGAACGUUUCGGCGGUAAAUUCGGAUCGGGUAAUUUCGAAAAUGUAACUCCACCGAAAAGUGCAAAGCACGUUAGAAUGGAGCUCGAGUUUGAAGAUUUCGGUGAAACACCGCAGACAACUACGAGUGGAAAGUUCAACUUUGAAGGUGGAGACGGAUUCGAAAGUGACUUCAAUUCUCCACCUGCUCCUCCUGCCGGUGUAGGGCAAGUUUCGCUCCACACUGCCAAGACAUUCCGAUUUUCCAACGAUUUUUCGGAGAAGGAUCCAGGUCGUCAUUAUCCGGCAUAUCACAAGGGUCAACCACAGAGCUUCGGAGGAUUCGAGGCAGAUUUUGGACCUAAGCCACGACCGGCUUCGACUUCCCAGACGGCGUCGAAGUUACGCUUCAAUGAAAAUGUAACCGUAUCAAAGUUCAGCUCGGAUGCGGCUACGGGAUCACACAUGUUUGAAGACGAUUUCGCAGGUCGGUCCGACAAUGAGUUGGAAGAUCAGUGGACGCCCGAAAUGCCAGCACCGGUAACUAAUAACAACGGUAGUAAGAAAAUUUUGAAAACAUCUAGUCAACAGCAAUCGCAACAGCACGACAACAUCCACAAGUCGGACAGUGUGAACAUUUUUGCCAAAAAGGUUGACGAUCCGUUCGAGGAUGAUGACUUUUUCACAUCAGGAGCGGCGGCAGAGAAGGAUCCAUUCGAUGGUACAGGAAAUGGCAGCGAAACCGGUGGCGGCCAGUCCGGGUGGGACAAAAAUUUCGCAAACUUCGACGACAACAUCUGAUUACUCGGUAGCCUGAUGAUGAACAGUAGUAACGUACUCAGUCGUCAGCUCAACCACAGUCUCAGCGUCCGCCAGCAGUAUCAGUACUGUUGCCAGAGCGAACAUCAGCGAUACUCGCUCGCGAAGGACAUUAGGAAGCUUUACAUGCGCAUCAAGCAUUUCAAUAGGUACGAGGUAUUCGUUUAGGAUUAGUGUGUACAUUUCGUUGGUCCCCUGCUGACAGUGAAUAUGAAUAGUCGACUGAAUUUUAAAAUUCUGCUUUUAAACGAUCUUUGUUUCGUUGUGCGAAGCAAUCAUGCUUGUUAGUGAAUGUUUUUUUAGUUUGAAUGGAUUUCACAAGGUCACAAUGCAAUUACGACUUACCUUUCCAUCACUUGGUGUUACGAUGGGUAAUAUGAUCUGAAGCGAGAAAUUAAAACGUAGUUAAAACAUGAUGGCAUUAAUUGGGGCAUCUUCAUCGUUGAAUAAUCGAAAUUGUAGAAUUUCAUGAAAUCAUUUUUAUUUAAAUUUUUAGUUUUUUUCAUUUGAUUUUAAGUGUAUGGUUAUUUUAACGAUUUCAUUGAAAAUCCCUAAAUGUCUACUAUCUUUGCAAAUUUAACAAAUUAUCUGCUAUAUUUGCAAAGAUUGUGGCGGUUGUAGAAUAUUUAAAAUGCCAUACAAAAUUAACAAAGAGCUGGUUGGUUUCAGAAGCUUAAAACGGCACUGUCGAGCCAGUCCUCCCUAUUUUUCGAGUCACGUGACUCUCUCACCGGUGAGGUCGCCGUCAACAUCAAUAUUGACUCGAUUCAGUUGACAGCUAUUGAAGAUGAACAUUCUAAAAAGUCCUAUCUGCAUCGAUCGAUUCUCUUCAUCAAAUUUCUCUUUCGUUAAUACAUUACUCAGCUGCAAAAACAUUCCCUGUUGUGUUUGACGUUUUUGUCACUUUAUCAAACUAUGUGGCAAAAAUAGUACGAAAUCUGUUUGCAAAGCCGUGUUAUCAAAAGAGAAAGUAGAAGAAGAGAAUCGAUUAAAGUAGAUAGGACCUUUUUAAAUGGUAAUCUAGAAUAAUCUAUGAAUGGUUCAUCGUGCGGAUUCUUCUUUCAAUUUCGUUUCCUUUUUGGAGAAUUUGAUUUAAGCGAUUGGACACACAGUGAAAAUACAUGAAAAUUCUUUUUUCUUUAAUACAAAACAUGAGCGCUAUUGACCGCCCGUGGUUACUACUUCGUUUAUUUGUACAGAGAACGAAUAGAUGGCGAUUGGGCCUAGCAUUCAUCCUCAUGGUGC